Lodderomyces orthopsilosis Co 90-125 is the source of this 1467-nucleotide messenger RNA. RefSeq names its product sphinganine kinase. The transcript has a single exon. Lineage: Eukaryota; Fungi; Ascomycota; Pichiomycetes; Serinales; Debaryomycetaceae. Gene Ontology annotation, cellular component: endoplasmic reticulum membrane. The coding region runs from base 1 to 1467 and encodes 488 amino acids. Gene Ontology annotation, molecular function: sphingosine-1-phosphate phosphatase activity. The record is from RefSeq and is a predicted model, not a curated record.
AUGUAUCAAUCAACUAAAAAUGAGGUUGAAGUAGAGCUGGAGCUCAAACAUAGAGACAAACUACAGGGCUCAAAAGACAAUGCACCAGCCAACGAAGAAAUGGAAGACCACUCGGGUGACGCCGGAAAUCAGGCAGAUGAUCAUUACAAACAACGAUUAUCCCCAUUUAGAUACAAAUUACGAUCUUACUUGUUGCCCUUUGUGCGACAUGAAACUGAUGUGUUAUACAAGCUACAAUCCAAGUUACGAAAUCCUGUAUUUGAUUUUUAUUUUGCUUGGACUGCCAAUUUGGCAAGCCAUACAUUCUACAUCUUAAUGCUACCACCAUCUGUAUGGUUUGGUGCUAGUAAAAUGGCAAGAGAUUUGGUUCAUGUUUUAGGGUGGGGUAUAUACUUGACUGGGUUUUUGAAAGAUUAUUUUUGUUUACCUAGGCCGAGAUCACCCCCUUUACAUAGAAUUACUAUGUCUAGUUAUACUACUCAAGAGUAUGGAUUUCCUUCAUCGCAUUCUGCUAAUGCCACCGCCGUCACUUUGGUUGUAAUGAGCAAUAUUAUCAUGAACCAGGGAGCCUAUGAUACCAAAACAUAUUACAGUCUCAUUGCCGGACUUGCAAUUUAUUACUUUUCACUAAUAUUUGGAAGAUUGUACACUGGCAUGCACGGAUUUCUUGACAUCUUUACUGGAUCUGCUGUGGGUUUAGCUGUGUUUUUGUUUCGCUUCUAUUUGGGUGAAAAAUGGGAUACUUUGAUGUUUAGUCACGGAUACACGUUUGGUAUUGCAUUAAUUUUAGGUCUUUAUUUGUUCAUGAUUCAUAUUUAUCCAGAACCGAUUGAUGAUUGCCCAUGUUUUGAUGACUCGGUUGCUUUUGUUGGAGUGUUGAUUGGAUUGGAUUUGAGUCAUCUCAUUGGUUAUCAAACGAGGCUAUUUUUCAAUUUAAACGAUUUUGGGGAUUAUUAUCUCGUACCCUUUGUUAACAACGGAGGCACCUUCAAGAUCCUUGCUCGAUUUUUCCUUGGAGUCGGUUUGGUAAUCACUUGGAAAUCGAUAUCGAAGCCAGUUAUAUUCACUAUUUUACCUCCUGUGUACAAGAUUAUUGGUGUGUAUCUCCCAAGAAGAAACUAUAUCUCGACCGCCCAUACUAGAGAUCCUACCAGACACAUUAGAUCUACAUCCAUUUCCAAUGAUGUUGACCAAAUUGGUAACUUCAACAAAUUUAUAAAGGGAGUAUCUGAUCAUAGUCAACUCGAUUCAUAUGGACCAAGCAGCGAUAUUGAUUACUACGAGAUCAUGGACUAUAACAAAGGCAAAAAGGGUAAACCAAUCAAUUUGGAAAAGCUUAACUUCAAAAGUGGUGUUUUCAAAGACCGAUACGAUGUGGAGAUUGUAGGUCGAUUGAUUAUUUAUGCGGGUGUAUCAACUGCCUCGGUGUGGGCAUUCUAUUACGCUGCUAAAUAUCUUCAUUUGUGA